UCUUCUCUUCACAGACGACACUUAUUAUUCUCCAUUCUCUUCCAGCUUAUUGCUUGCACUCAACUGCAAUUCUCAUUAAACAAUCCGUCUCCAUCAACACUUUACUGCUUCCUCGGAUAACAGUUUCAGCAAUUUUUUGUCUAAAAGAUGGCUUCUAUAACACCCAUCUCCCGCGCUCAACCCCUCUAUAAGAAACCUCAAUUGGGAGUUUCGAAAAAGCCCCAAGUUCAGUUUUUGUCGAUGCCCACAUCGAGUUUUUCGGCCAAGAAGUCGAGGAUGGUGGUGAUUGCAGCCACCACGGCGGCGGAGAAGGGAAAGAAGAGGUAUCCCGGCGAGGCUAAGGGGUUUGUGGAGGAGAUGAGAUUUGUGGCUAUGAAGCUGCACACCAAGGAUCAGGCCAAGGAGGGGGAGAAGGAGCCGCAGGGGCAGCCUGUUGCUAGAUGGGAGCCUACCGUGGAAGGUUACUUGCGAUUCUUGGUUGAUAGCAAAUUGGUUUAUGAUACUCUUGAGAGGAUUGUGGACAAAGCUGCUUUCCCUGAAUAUGCAGAAUUUAAAAACACGGGACUUGAGAGAUCGGAAGGACUUGCUAAGGAUCUUGAAUGGUUUAAGGAGCAAGGUCAUGCCAUCCCGGAACCAUCAUCUCCUGGCAUUAACUAUGCUCAGUAUGUCGAGGAAUUAUCUGAAAAAGAUCCUCCAGCUUUCCUUUGCCAUUUCUACAAUACAUACUUUGCUCACUCAGCCGGUGGCAGGAUGAUAGGAAAGAAGGUAGCUGAGAAGAUCCUAAAUGGCAAGGAAUUGGAGUUCUACAAAUGGGAAGGGGAGCUGUCCCAACUGCUGCAGAAUGUUCGCGACAAGCUAAACAGAGUUGCUGAAAACUGGAGUAGGGAGGAGAAGGAUCAUUGCCUCGAAGAAACUGAAAAAUCGUUCAAGUUUUCCGGGGAAAUUCUUCGUCUGGUGCUGUCCUGACUUUUAUUGCCAAACUUGGUAUUUCUAUGUUUAAUUCUAAGAUGAAAUCUCGUUCA
Molecule: messenger RNA, 1022 nt
Organism: Salvia hispanica
Lineage: Eukaryota; Viridiplantae; Streptophyta; Magnoliopsida; Lamiales; Lamiaceae
Product: heme oxygenase 1, chloroplastic-like
Biological process (GO): heme oxidation; phytochromobilin biosynthetic process
Molecular function (GO): heme oxygenase (decyclizing) activity
Source: RefSeq, a predicted model, not a curated record